CUUUUUUCGAUUUUUCCAGCCUUUUUCCUAAUUUCCCCUCCCACGCGCCAGGAUCCGUCCGACUCCGGAGUAUUCGACGAUCUAGACUCACCCCCGCUGACUCGCAGUAGUCGUAAAAGCAACCCCCCAAGCGAAACCAACCCAAGCGCCGAUUGCGACAUCUGCUGCUGAACCCCCUGCACCCAGCAUGUCCUCCUCACGCCAGGACGAUCCCCUCGGGAAUACCGUCCUGAUUGGCGCCUCCGAGGAAGGCCGGAAAUUCGACAGGGCCACUGCAGAUGAAACCCUCGAGGGCCUCGGAUACGUGCCCGAACUGUCUCGCAACCGCUCGACCUGGCACGUGGUGUUUAUGUGCUUCAUCCUGUCCUCCGUGCCCUACGGUCUCUCCACCACCCUGACUUAUCCCCUGGCUGGCGGCGGUCCUGCCAACAUCAUCUGGGGCUGGGUCGCCGUCUCGCUGAUCAUCCUAUGCGUCGCUGUCUCCCUGGCCGAGAUCACCUCCGUCUACCCUACUGCCGGCGGUGUGUACUAUCAGACCUUCGUGCUGUCGCCCAUCUGGUGCCGCCGCAUCACCUCGUGGAUCUGCGGGUGGGCCUACGUGGCUGGCAAUGUCAUGAUCACGCUGGCUGUCAACUUCGGCACCACCCUGUUCUUCGUGGCCAGCUUGAACGUCUUCGAAAAGUCCCCCGGCGUCGGCAUCACCGACGACUUCGAGGCCUGGCACACCUACCUCAUCUUCCUUGCGAUAACCCUACUCUGCCAUGCGAUCCCGGCUUUUGGCAAUAGAUGGCUGCCCUUGUUAGAGCAAUUUGCCAUCUUCUGGACCCUGGCGGGCUUGAUCGUCAUCGUCGUGUGCAUCCUGGUCCUGGCCCGCGAAGGCCGCCAUUCCGCCCACUGGGUCUUUACUCACUUCGAACCGCAAGCAGGAUGGCCGGCCGGAUGGUCGUUCUGUAUCGGUCUCUUGCACGCUGCCUACGCAACUUCUGCCACCGGCAUGAUCAUCUCGAUGUGUGAGGAGGUGCGCGAACCCGCCGUCCAAGUCCCCAAAGCCAUGGUGGGCACUAUCGUCAUCAACCUCUUCGCCGGCCUGGUGCUGCUGAUCCCGCUGUGCUUCGUGCUGCCCGAUCUCAGCUAUCUGGUGAACCUGGCCUCGGGACAGCCGGUGCCUCCGACCCUCAAGGCCGCGACGGGCAGCUCCGUCGGCGCCUUCUGUCUGCUUAUCCCGCUGCUCGUGCUGGGCAUCAUCUGCGGCGUGGGCUGCGUGACGGCGACGUCGCGCUGCACGUGGGCAUUCUCUCGCGACGGCGCCAUCCCCGGCUCCAAAUGGUGGAAGACCGUCAACCAGCGUCUCGAUAUCCCCCUGAACGCCAUGAUGCUGGGCAUGGUGGUCGAGAUCCUCCUGGGCUUGAUCUACUUCGGCUCCAGCGCCGCUUUCAGCGCGUUCUCCGGCGUCGGCGUCAUCCUGCUCACGCUCAGCUAUGCCUGUCCGGUCGCUGUCAGCCUGAUCCUGCGCCGGAGAGCCGAUAUCCAGCAGGGCAAGUUCAACAUGGGUGCUCUCGGCGCGUUCUGCAACGUCGUUGCCAUCUCAUGGACCCUCCUCGCCAUCCCCCUCUUCUCGAUGCCCACCUUCAAAGACGUCACCGUCGACACGAUGAACUACGCCUCCGUGGUGUUCGUCGGCUACGUGGCCAUCGCAGCCGUGUGGUACUGGGUCUGGGGCCACAAGAACUACGUCGGGCCGCCGACGGAAGGCGUGGAGCCGGAGGUGGCUCCAGUGCAGACCCACAACAUCGCGAAGACCAAAUAGUGGAGCGCACUUUAUUUUCACUGACUCGUCUGUUCGUCUGGUUUGGAGAGUCCUGAUUACUUUUCCUGGUAUUUGCUCGUUGCUGUCCCGCGGCUGCGUUGGCUUGGAGGUUAUACCCUAUACCCAUAAAAUCACGUGUAUGAAUUCGAUGGAACGUGUAUAUACGAUUGAAUCGUGAAUAUAAUCUAGAGUUAUGAUAACG
Messenger RNA from Aspergillus steynii IBT 23096, 2009 nucleotides. Its product is annotated as GABA transporter. Gene Ontology annotation, biological process: transmembrane transport; amino acid transport. The transcript has 4 exons. Gene Ontology annotation, molecular function: transmembrane transporter activity. The record is from RefSeq and is a predicted model, not a curated record. The coding region runs from base 188 to 1807 and encodes 539 amino acids. Lineage: Eukaryota; Fungi; Ascomycota; Eurotiomycetes; Eurotiales; Aspergillaceae. Gene Ontology annotation, cellular component: membrane.